Messenger RNA from Prunus armeniaca (apricot), 381 nucleotides. NCBI's taxonomy places the organism in Eukaryota, Viridiplantae, Streptophyta, Magnoliopsida, Rosales, Rosaceae. The record is from the annotation of a GenBank genome assembly.
AUGUCGGAUGUACGCCCUCCAAACGAGCAUGGCAGUUACCCGGGGACCAGCCAUGGCAUGUGCCAUUCCCAUCUCCACCUCCGACUCCCAAUCAUGAUCCCACUUCAUCUGGAAGUGAGGCUGAGAGCAGUGAUCCGCUUGACAAAAUCUCAGCCGUCAAGCACGACCUCCAAUAUUUGUCUAAGGCAACAGAUUGGUGGGAGACUAAAUGUGAUAUUCAUGGCCAAGUUAUGGGAAAUUUGGCCAACAAGUUUGAACAAAGCAUAUGCUGGAGAAGUGAAGCAAACUUUAAAAGCAAACAGUCGGAGCAAAGAGUUAGAGUCGUUGAAGUUGAAAUUGGAAGAGAUAAAGAAAAUGCCGUCGAUAAUUCACCAAAUCUGA